AUCCCCCACCCACACAGGCCAUUGAAGCAAGCGAAAGCAAACCGGGAAGCGUGGGUGGGAGACCUGACCUCACCUCACAGGCUCACAGCAGAAGCGGAGACGUUUGCUCAUCAGCAGAGAGAGAGAGAGAGAGAGAGAGAGAGAGAGAGGAUAAGCCCAAGAAGGGACGCGAGAGAGGACGAAGCCUUGGAGGACCUCAGAGGAUUCCAGUGCAGAAGGAUUUGGUGAGGAAUCUCAUCAUGCAGACUUCAAAAACAAGGAAUGGGCCUUCAGAUGCCCCGCAGAGGACUUCUCCAAGGACACCACGGGCAUCUCGUGUGGCCAAAACUGGAGGGAAUGAAACUGAUUCUGCAGGAGUUACCCCGACAAGAACACCUACAGACAGGAGUCCUAAGGUCACUGAGCAGCGGUCUCCACGAAGCCCAAUUACUGAGAAGAAGCGCCCAAGUAGGCUAUCUGAACUGGAAUCCAAGGUCAGCCAGCUGCAAGAUGAACUGAAGAAGGCCAAGGAGCAGCUUAGCUCAUCGGAGGCACGAAGGCGCCACACACAGCAGGAGGCUGAGGAAGCAAAAAAGCAAGAGCAGGCUGCAACCUCGAAGCUGGAGGACUUGCAGCGCCAGCUUGACGAGUACUCAACAGCAGAGGAAUCCCGUCUCCAGGAGCUGCGCAAGAUCUCACAGGAGCGUGACCGUGCCUGGGAGUCAGAGCUCGAGGCUGUGCAGAAGCAGCAGUCAGUAGAUGCCACUGCACUCAACUCGGCCAUGUCUGAGAUUCAGAGGCUUAAGCAGCAGCUGGAAGCCACAUCAGAGUCUGACGCAGCCCGUGCUAAGCAAUGCGAGUAUGCAGAAGCUGAGAUCGAGGGCCUAAAGCAGGAGAUGGAGAUCCGCCUGGCGACCAUCGAGGGUCUGAAGGUAAAUGUUGGUGAGAGUGACAAGGCUGCAGCUGAGGCGAAUGCCGUGGCAACUGAGGCCAAGCAGCAGCUGGAGACAGCAAGAACCACCAUUGACUCGCUCAUAGCUGAGGGUGUCCGAAUGCAAGAGUGCCUGAGGUCAAAGGACAUGGAGCUCAAUGAGUCCAAGGCUCACAUAGUGUUGCUAGAGGAAGAUCUGAAGAAGGCACAGGAAAUGGCCAAUACCGAAGUCAGCUUUGGCGACCCUGAGCCUGAAGCCCUGAAGAAGGUGGUGACUGGUGAUGGCAAUGGGUUCUGUGACAGUUCUGACCAGGAGAUUGAGCACUUGCGGACUGCGCUUGAGGUGGCUGAGAUAAGGUACCAGGAGGAGCAAACUCGGAUGACUAUUGAGACGAAGACAGCAUAUGAGAUGUUGGAGAAUAUGAAGGCUGAGUACACGCGCAGAGUGGGCGAGCUUGAGCUUGAGCUGAAGAACAAGAACGACGCACUCAUGGAAGCAACGGCCACAGCCUGUGCUGCGGGCAAAGUGCAGCAGGACCCUCAUAAAUCAGAUGCCAUGCAGCCUGAGCUGGAGGCCAAGCUGAUGAGGUCGAUCACGGACAUUGCUGAGUUGAAGGCAAGCCUGAUGGACAAGGAGAACGCGCUGCAGAGCCUGGCGGAGGAGAAUGAGACCCUCAAGACUCAGGCUGGCAGGACAGAGGCCGAGCUGCAGCAGAAGUAUGAGGUGGCGGUGGCGGAGCUGGAGCUGGCCAAGGCUGCAGAGCAGGACGUGCGGAUGCGGCUGGGCCUGGUCACCGAGGAGGCCGACAAGAGCAGCCGGCGUGCGGCCCGGGCCUCCGAGCAGCUGGACGCCGCGCAGGCCGCGAGUGGGGAGAUGGAGGCGGAGCUACGCCGGCUGCGCGUGCAAUCCGACCAAUGGCGCAAGGCUGCCGAGGCUGCCGCGGCCGCUCUGUCCGUCCCUUGCGGCGGGGAUAACAACGGCGUCGGGAGGACAGUGGAGCGCAUGGGGUCACUGGAGCCAGAGUACAACAACUCCAUCGGCGGGAAGCUGAUGAGCUCGCCGUUCUCAGACGAGGUGGAUGAGGGGUCCCCGAAGCGGCGCAACAGCGGCAGCGUGCUGCGCAGGAUGAGCGGGCUCUGGAAGAAGAGCCCCAAGUGAGAUGGAUCGAUCAACCAACUGGCAGCCGGCCAGGUCUUGUAGUGUAGUUGCAGGUGCGGCAGCAGCAGGAGGAAGCAUCAAUAUGAGAUGUUACAGCAACCAGGAUGGGGGUAAUACUGAUCAGCAGAGGUUGUUGUCAACGCUGCUUUGUAAUGCUACAAAUCCGGAUGCUGUAAGAGUAGAAGUAACCAGUAAGCUGAUGAAUGCAGCAGGGAUGAUAAUGCUUUUGCAGAACAUGAUUACUCUAGCUUUGUAGGACAUGUUCAUCUUGUUUGGCUGAUGCAAGUGAGAACUCGAAAGAACCUGUUGAGUUGUCGAGGAGCAGCUGCUUUGGGCUGCCUAUUCUGUAGUGCUUUCCUACGAUUUUCAGCCAGAAUCUUUGGAUGCCUUUGCUUGUU
This is a messenger RNA of Setaria italica (foxtail millet), 2467 nucleotides long. RefSeq names its product interactor of constitutive active ROPs 2, chloroplastic. The coding region runs from base 240 to 2069 and encodes 609 amino acids. The record is from RefSeq and is a predicted model, not a curated record. The transcript has 4 exons. NCBI's taxonomy places the organism in Eukaryota, Viridiplantae, Streptophyta, Magnoliopsida, Poales, Poaceae.